Molecule: messenger RNA, 1554 nt
Organism: Batrachochytrium dendrobatidis JAM81
Lineage: Eukaryota; Fungi; Chytridiomycota; Chytridiomycetes; Rhizophydiales
Exons: 7
Coding region: 106-1449 (447 amino acids)
Source: RefSeq, a predicted model, not a curated record
GAUCUUGAGCUACACAUCAGUCACUGCAACUCCAUAGCAGUUGUUUUACUCUUUGCUUAGAAAUCCAACGUUGAAUUCCUCAAACAUCAAUUUGAUAUACUUAGAAUGGCCCAACCUACAGAACUAGAAGUUGCUGCUGCUCCUGCUCCUGCUCAUGCUUCAGCAGAAACCACUACAAAGGAUGGCAUCCAAAAGGCCUUCAAAAUCUAUGCUCGUUUUAAAGAUGCUCUGAGCAAGCUUGUCGAUGAAGCUACUCGAGUCAAAUCACUGGAUCAGAGCAACCAGCACUUGACUGAGCUCAACGAUAUCUUGGAGAGUGUGCUGCUUCAUGGCUUCAAAAACCGUAGACAAUGGUUACGCUCAAGCACGUUAAACCGACCCAUAACUUCGGCAGAUGUAUGGCCAUUCAUUCAAUUCUCUUUAGAAUAUGCAUCUUCAAACACUCUGGUUGUUUCUCCAGACGGCACUCCGUCCACAUCGCCGCUUACUGCAACCGGCUUUGGAAGUUUUAGCAGCUUGAGCAGUUUAGCUAGCAGAGCAUACACUUCUCCAAAUAGUCCAACUUAUUGUUCCGCCUUUCCUGCAACAGUGGCCACCACCAAUUUGCUAUCAACUGUCGUAGCUCUAACCGAAUCUGCUUCGGAAACUCGCACAAAAAAAUAUUUACUAAUGGCACUUAUGCAGCAAACUCUAGGCGAUCACAUUCAUUCCAUGUCAGAGUUUCCUCAGUUGAACCAAUGGUACGAGCCGUGGGCAAUUAUGCGCACACCAGAUAUCAUCACUCCUAUAAGUGGCAUGCUCCAAGGACUUUCGCAACUGGAAUUCAACUUUUGUCUGAAGGAAUCGGAAACAAGCGAUGACGAAAAUCUAAACAAGCUCAAAUACAAACCAUCUGUGUCACAGUUGCUUCUUGACCGUGGCGAGGAAGUGCUCAAAUCUGGUCUGGCAGCCACUUGGACCACAUUUGGUCGCGUUCAAUCUCGAGUAGAAGCCGCGCGUGGUAUGCUGGACUUGAGUAAGCCUAUUGAUCGAUCGGCAUCACCCGAGCUGGUUGCAGCCAAAGACUCUAUAUCAAAACUUGCAUCUGAUCAGCAAGCACUCACCAACAAACUUGAUGAGGCGCUGGAGGCUUUGAAUUCUGAGCGUCGCGCACGUCUUGCAAUAGAAGUUGAACUUGUGUCUGUUAAAAUGGCAAGAGAUAAAGAAGUGACUCGAUUGCGCAAGGAGAUGGGACGGUUAGGAAACCAGCUGACCAUUUUAAGACUUGAACCGACUGAUGUUCAACAGCUGCUUCUUCAAAGUCAAGAUGAGGUGCGAACAUUAAGAGAACAGCUUGAACGAGCAAAACUUGUGGCUCGGCUUGCCAAGGUGCAGCUUGAUAAAUGCUAUGCCGAUGUAGGCAAUAAUGAUGCAGAUGCUCAAAGUCGUGGGGGUGACCAAAAUGCUUGAGUAUGGACUACUUUUCCUGAUUAGCAAAUAUGCAAACCAUUUGAUUUUUACCCAUUCAGCGCACACUACCCAUUUUUUCAAAUCAAUAAAUAGAAUAAUAUUCCA